This is a messenger RNA of Nematolebias whitei (Rio pearlfish), 2026 nucleotides long. RefSeq names its product guanine nucleotide binding protein (G protein), alpha inhibiting activity polypeptide 1 (gene gnai1). Lineage: Eukaryota; Metazoa; Chordata; Actinopteri; Cyprinodontiformes; Rivulidae. Gene Ontology annotation, biological process: adenylate cyclase-modulating G protein-coupled receptor signaling pathway. Gene Ontology annotation, molecular function: G protein-coupled serotonin receptor binding; GTP binding; GTPase activity. The record is from RefSeq and is a predicted model, not a curated record. Gene Ontology annotation, cellular component: heterotrimeric G-protein complex. Bases 418 to 1482 code for a protein of 354 amino acids. The transcript has 9 exons.
GCUCUGGAGGCGCAGCUUCCUCACGUUAGCAGUCGCUGCCGUAGCGGAUGGACGCGCGCGAGCGGAAGAGAUAUCACCAAGGAAUUGUUUUAUUCAACAAUUAGCUUUCCUCUUUUUUUGUUGUCUUUUUUUUUUUUUUUUUUUUGGAUGUAACUAAGGAUUUUUAAAGUCGAGCACGUUUCACCCGAGUGAACUAACCCAAGAGUUUUUUUUGUUUUCACAAGUCGACUCGCUUCCCGUUCUUCUUCCCCACGAGAUCGAUAGCCCGUCGUAUGAAAAAGGGCGUGUGUGCUCGGGGGGGGACGGUAGUUUAAAACAUUUCAUGUGGGUAUUUAUGGUGUUUUAGAGCUCUUUUUUUUUUUUUAAACAAAAACAAAAAAAAAAAACACCAUCUGGACCUGAAGGACGCGGUGGAGGAUGGGGUGCACGUUGAGUACCGAGGACAAGGCGGCGGUGGAGCGCAGCAAAAUGAUCGACAGGAACCUGCGGGACGACGGGGAGAAGGCGUCCAGGGAGGUCAAGCUGCUGCUGCUCGGUGCUGGCGAAUCUGGAAAAAGCACCAUUGUCAAACAGAUGAAGAUCAUCCACGAGGCGGGCUACUCGGAAGAGGAGUGUAAGCAGUACAAGGCUGUGGUCUACAGCAACACCAUUCAGUCGAUCAUCGCCAUCAUCAGAGCCAUGGGGCGUCUCAAGAUCGACUUUGGUGACUCUGCAAGAGCUGACGACGCGCGGCAGCUGUUUGUGCUGGCAGGCUCGGCGGAAGAAGGCUUCAUGACGGCCGAGCUGGCUGGUGUCAUCAAGCGGCUCUGGAAGGACGGAGGCGUGCAAGCCUGCUUCAGCCGCUCGCGCGAGUAUCAGCUCAACGACUCGGCAGCAUACUACUUGAACGACUUGGACAGGAUAUCCCAGCCCACCUACAUCCCAACUCAGCAGGACGUCCUUAGGACCCGAGUGAAAACCACAGGCAUCGUAGAGACACACUUUACCUUCAAAGAACUGCACUUCAAGAUGUUUGAUGUCGGCGGGCAGCGGUCUGAGCGCAAGAAGUGGAUCCACUGCUUUGAGGGUGUGACCGCAAUCAUCUUCUGCGUGGCCUUGAGUGAUUACGACCUGGUGCUCGCCGAGGACGAAGAGAUGAAUCGAAUGCACGAGAGCAUGAAGCUGUUCGACAGCAUCUGCAACAACAAGUGGUUCACAGACACCUCCAUCAUCCUCUUCCUCAACAAGAAGGACCUGUUUGAGGAGAAGAUCAAGAGGAGCCCUCUCACUAUCUGCUACCCAGAAUACGGUGGCUUCAACACAUACGAGGAAGCAGCUGCCUACAUCCAGUGUCAGUUCGAGGACCUGAACAAGAGAAAGGACACCAAGGAGAUUUACACCCACUUCACCUGCGCCACAGAUACCAAGAAUGUGCAGUUUGUCUUCGACGCUGUCACUGAUGUCAUCAUCAAGAACAACCUGAAAGACUGCGGUCUUUUCUGAAGAUCCCGUCGUUAAAAUCGACCUGUUGGUAGUGAACCAGCUCUUUGUGCAUCCUCGAUGGGGAAGAGAAGAGUUGUGAGGAUCCAUGAUGGACCAGUGCUGUACUAUACGACACUUUUAACAGCUUUAUUUAUGGUUUUUUUUUAUUAUUAUUAUUUUGUCUGGGAACAUUUUGAACUAGCGUUACGUCAUCUGUGUAGGCUUUGUGUCACUGCAAAAGCAUCAACAUACUUUCCUUUUUUUUAUUAAUCUUUUUGUUUAUAAGGAGUAGGAGACUACAAUGUUUUUGCUGUUUCUUCUACUGCCAUUUCUGGAAAAGGAGACUUUGCAGUUGGUGGGGAAUCCGCCUUUUUCUUUCUUUCCUACAACACAAAGGGAAGAAAUGAGGAACAACUCUUGAGUCCAGUUUGUUGGUACCCGUGCCUUCGCAUGCCUUUUACUGCGGUUGUCCUGAUGCUUGUUCUGUUGCCUGCUGACGUGUUCUAUACAUAAAGAGGUAAACGUUUCCAUAUGUUAGUGUCUCGGCUAUCUUCUAUGUGCACAC